GCCUCGGCGGGGGCGGAGACGCCCCCACCUGCAAAGGCAGCCCCUGGGGCGUGCGAGGUUUCCUCCCCUGAGUCCCGGUUUUCCUUCUUGAGGACUUCUUGUCCCCUCUGACCCCAAGAUGCCUGGGGACUCAGUGGUCUUUGAGGAUGUGGCUGUGGACUUCACCCUGGAGGAGUGGGCUUUGCUGGAUUCUGCUCAGAGGGACCUCUACAGAGAUGUGAUGCUGGAGACCUUUCAGAACCUGGCCUCAGUAGAUGAUGAAACUCAAUUUAAGGCCAGUGGGUCAGUUUCUCAGCAGGAUAUUUAUGGAGAGAAAAUACCCAAGGAAUCUAAAAUAGCCACGUUCACCAGAAAUGUUUCCUGGGCCUCUGUUUUAGGAAAAAUUUGGGACAGUCUUAGCAUCGAAGAUCAAACCACAAACCAGGGGAGAAAUCUCAGUAGAAAUCAUGGGUUGGAGAGACUCUGUGAAAGUAAUGAUCAAUGUGGAGAAGCCCUCAGCCAGAUUCCACAUCUUAAUCUGUACAAGAAAAUUCCACCUGGAGUAAAACAGUAUGAAUACAACACGUACGGAAAAGUCUUCAUGCAUCGCCGCACAUCCCUCAAGAGUCCCAUCACAGUUCACACUGGACACAAACCAUAUCAGUGCCAGGAAUGUGGGCAGGCCUACAGUUGUCGUUCACACCUAAGAAUGCAUGUGAGAACCCACAAUGGAGAGAGACCCUAUGUGUGUAAAUUAUGUGGGAAAACCUUUCCUCGUACUUCCUCCCUCAAUCGGCAUGUAAGGAUUCACACUGCUGAGAAAACCUACGAAUGUAAGCAAUGUGGGAAAGCCUUUAUUGACUUCUCAAGUCUUACUAGUCAUCUCAGAAGUCACACCGGAGAGAAGCCAUAUAAGUGUAAGGAAUGUGGGAAAGCUUUCAGUUAUUCCUCAACGUUUCGAAGACACACAAUAACACACACUGGCGAGAAGCCAUAUAAAUGUAAGGAAUGUGCGGAAGCCUUUAGUUAUUCCUCAACUUUUCGAAGACAUAUGAUUUCACACACUGGAGAGAAGCCACAUAAAUGUAAAGAAUGUGGGGAGGCCUUCAGUUAUUCUUCGGCUUUUCGAAGACACAUGAUAACACACACUGGAGAGAAACCCUACGAAUGCAAACAAUGUGGGAAAACCUUCAUUUAUCUCCAGUCCUUUCGAAGACAUGAAAGGAUUCACACUGGAGAGAAACCCUACGAAUGCAAACAGUGUGGGAAGACCUUCAUUUAUCCCCAGUCCUUUCGAAGACAUGAAAGGACUCAUGGUGGAGAGAAACCCUAUGAAUGCAACCAGUGCGGGAAAGCAUUCAGUCACCCCUCCUCCUUUCGAGGACACAUGAGGGUGCACACUGGAGAGAAACCCUAUGAGUGCAAGCAAUGUGGGAAAACUUUCAAUUGGCCCAUAUCUUUACGAAAACAUAUGAGAACACAUACUAGAGAGAAACCCUAUGAAUGUAAGCAGUGUGGGAAAGCCUUCAGCUUGUCUGCUUGCUUUCGAGAACAUGUGAGAAUGCACCCUGAAGACAAAUCCUAUGAAUGCAAGCUAUGUGGGAAAGCUUUCUAUUGCCACAUAUCCUUACAAAAACAUAUGAGAAGACAUACCGCAGAGAAACUCUAUAAAUGCAAGCAGUGUGGGAAAGCUUUCAGUUGGCCUGAACUUUUGCAACAACAUGUGAGAACGCACACUGUAGAGAAGCCCUAUGAAUGUAAGGAAUGUGGGAAGGUCUUCAAAUGGCCAUCAUCUUUACCAAUACAUAUGAGACUGCACACUGGAGAGAAACCUUAUCAAUGUAAGCAUUGUGGGAAAGCAUUCAAUUGUUCCUCAUCCUUAAGGCGACAUGUGAGAAUACACACUACAGAAAAACAGUAUAAGUGUAAUGUAGGACAUCCUCCUGCAAAUGAAUUCAUGUGCAGUGCUUCAGAAAAGUCACACCAGGAGAGAGAUCUGAUCAAAGUUGUAAAUAUGGUGUUGCCUUUAUGAGUUCCUUAUCCUGAAAGUGGACACUCAAGGAGUGUGUCUGUAGUUCAUUUGCAAAUAAACAUUUAGUUGAAAAAUAAUUCUCCAAAUACUCUCAGCUAUCCUACAUGAAUUUGAACAGGUAGUUUCUUACGAUUCAGUAAAUAAAACUUUCAUCUUAGAGUGUUUUGGACUCAUGGAUGAUUUGAAGUGUAUUUUUAAUAUGCAAGUAGGUUCAAGUUUUAUUUAAUUUCUUAAAUUGUAACUGACUUAGUGUGACAGGUAUUGGAUAUUACGUAUCUAUUAUAUUUUCCACCUUUUUUACUGGGAGUAUUUUUAUUGUUUGGCCAGAGGAGCCUUAUUCCAUUUUUUAAGAAGUAGUUGGCAGAAUUUUGUAAUUAUGCAAAGUUGUUUAAGGAGUAUAGCCUCAAAUGAAUUGUAAUUUUUAAUGUUUGCCCAUUGCUGUUUGUCUUUGCUUGUGAUUGUGAAUUGGACAGUAGGCUUUGACUUGUGAUGUGACGGAGAAAUCCAGAGUUGCAGAUAGUUCUUCUGCAUUGUUGUCAGUGUGGGUAGUGUUAGGAACUUCAUUUGCUGGAAUGCAUUUCCUUUAUGGUUCCAUGUCCAAAUUUACCAAUAGCAAUAACUUGAAUGAAAUUUAGAAUGAAGAAGAAGUAAGUCAUCGCUGAGCUUUUGGGGUCACAUUAAAUGGAGAUGGACAGAUGCAUAGGGGCUUUGUGAACAUCAACCUUCAGCUUAUUUUCCAGAUUCUUAUUCCUGCCAAUCAAGAGUACCAUCAAAAGAAACACUUAAGUGCUUGAUUUCCACUGUGUCAGAGGUGUAGUCUUCCUCAGACAUCUCCAUUAACUUGAUAUUAGGGAUAUUCCUGUGUGGUCAGUCACCUAGAGUCUGGAUUUUUCUCAAAACCCUGCAUGACCUCUUGACCACUGAUUCAGACUGUCUUGUUUGGCAGUCUCUGAGCUUCUGAUUCUCCCGUUCUGUAGAUCUUAACAUAUUUGCAUGGGGUCUAAUUUAUAUAGUGAACACCUUGUUAUCUUAAUACUUCCAGUGGCUCUGUGAUCCUGAUUCCACCACGAAAGCCACAGUGUUGCAGUCAAAGAAGAAAAACAACACAUGGGACUUUGUACCCUAUUGCAUUUUUAAGUGUGCCUGCCGAGUCCUAUGUGAGAACAAAUACCUUCCUCAUAUAUUAGAUUUAGGGAGAUUUCUGUUACUCAGAACUAAAUGCAGUUUCUUGAUAUAGGUUAAAUUAUUAGGUUUGAUUAUGUAUCAUUAAAAAUAAUGUGGAUUUUGUUUCAAGGAAAACCUUCUGUAGAUAUUUCUUAGAAAUAUCCUGUUUAGCUGGGCACAGUAGCUCAUGCCUGUAAUCCCUGCACUUUGGGAGGCUUGAGGUCAGGAGUUUGAGACCAGCCUGGUUAACAUGGUGAAACCCUGUCUCUACUAAAAACACAAAAAUUAGCCAGGCAUGGUGGUGAGUACCUGUAACCCCAGCUACUUGGGAGGCUGAGACAGGAGAAGUGCUUGAACCUAGGAGGCGGAGGUUGCAGUGAGCCAAGAUCACACCACUGCACUCCAGCCUGGGAGACGGGGAAAGACUCCAUCACACAAGCAAGAAAAGAAAAAAAAAUCCUAUUUACUGUGCUUUCAAAUUAGUUGUUUAGAGACUAUAUUAAUUUCCCAGGGCUGCCAUAACAAAGUACAAAAACUGGGUGACAUAGGAAAACAAACUUUUUGUUUCUCAGUUCUGGACCCAGAAAUCCAGAAACAAGGCAUUGGCAGGACCAUGCUUUUUCUGAAGAUGCUAGGGAAGGAUCUGUUUCAGAACUCACCUAGCUUCUGGUAGUUCCUUAGCUUGUGGCAGCAUAACUCUAAUUUUCACAUGGCAUUCUCCCUGUGUGUGUGUCUCUCCAUGUGACAAUAUUUUUAUACAUACACACCACUCAUUGGGUUAGGCCCCACUCUACUUCAGUAUGAUUUUACCUUAACUAAUUACAUUGGCAACAGCUCUCUUUUCGCAUACUGAGGCACCGCGAAUUAAGAUUUCAACGUAAAAAUUUUAGGAGACCCAAUUCAACCCAUAACACUAAGAAAUGUUAUUUUUUGUUUACCGAGAGAAUUACAGAUUUCAAAUCAACUUUGUAAUUUUGAUAAUUUAAGCAUGUUACAUUUUGAAUCAGUAUUACCAAGUAUAUACAAAUACAGGUAUUUUUUCAUAUAAAUGUUAUUUUUAAUUGCUGUAUACUUAACAUUUGCCAUUAAAAUGAUUUUUUUUUUUUGAGACAGAGUCUCGCUCUGUCACCCAGGCUGGAGUGCAGUGGCACGACCUUAGCUCACUGCAACCUUCAUCUCCCAGGUUCAGUUGAUUCUCCUGCCUCAGCCUCCCGAGUAGUUGGGAUUACAGGCAUGCACCACCACACCCAGCUAAUUUUUUUAUUUUUGGUAGAGAUGGGGUUUCACCAUGUUGGCCAGGCUGGUCUUGAACUCCUGACCUCAGGUGAUCUGCCCACCUUGGCCUCCCAAAGUGUUGGGAUUACAGGCAUGAGCCACCACACCCGGCCUAAAAUGAUUUCUUAUUUGUGGUUAAUAACAAUUAAAAAGCGGAAAUAAUGGUUUUGUCAAGGCCCUCUACCCAGAAACCACCAGGAUCACACUGGUAGUCAAAGAAAAUUUGCUGUGUUGAGUUGAAGUUUGAACACAUGAUCAAGAAAGGGCUGUGGCUUGUAUCAGAGGGUGUUUAAAAGGAUUUACUAUCAGAUUUGGCCUUGUGUUCUGUGAUUUUGGUGAGCGUUCAAGGAAGCCAGGCUUUGGUCUGGAUUGGAUGUUCUCAGGUCAUGAAUAUAAUUCUCUGGGAACUCCCAAAGUUCUCAUCUACAAAGCAGAAGUUAAUUGGAGCUGAAAACUAAUCAGUAAAGCCACAGCAGCCAGUCAUAUGGGGGAGAAGAGGGGAAUGUUUGAUGGUUUUUGUGGUUUAGAGGUGAGUUCCGGAAAAAAAGAAGACAUGUUUGACAUCCUCAAACGAGAAAAUUUUUCAUGUGUUUUAUAGGCCAAGGAGGCAGAAGCUUUUGUUUUAAUGAGCCAGAAAGCCCCAAAAGCCUAUUUAAGUUUUCUCAGGUAUCAUUUCAACCUCUGAACUUCCAGAAUUAACUAGGGAAGAGGAAAAACAUGUAACACCUUAGAGUUUUAUUAAAGAGCAAACAAUAUCCAGUAAUCUCCAUUACUUUCCAUGUUAACAUAAGUUUUCAUAACGCUCUAUAGAUGAAUGUGAUUUGGCAGUCACUUGUAUUUCUUAACACCCACUUACCCAUCAUUCCCUCUUAGAUGAAAAAAGUUAAGCACGGGGACAACAGAGUCUUGUAUAUUCAUGUAGCUCAUGAUGAUGGAAUCAAGUUUGAAGGCUUAACCUGUGCUUAACCUAUAUUGGGCAUUGUCAAGACUUAAAUUUAGAACACUGGAAAGCAAGUAUAAUUAAUUUUACAAAUAGGGCAUCAAAUUUUACAAAGACUCCUAAGGCUAUAUGGUAUUCCUUUUAUAAGACAUGGAAAAGGCAAAGAUAAGGGAAACGAACAAAUCGCUGGUUAGAAGUAGGGGAUUUGAGUACAUAUGGGCUUAAGAGUGUUCUGUCAUGAUUGUAGUGGUGAAAACAAGCAUUUGCAAAAACUCAUAAGGCUACUCUUAAAAUAGCAAAUUUUGUUGUAUGUAUAUUUUAAAGUUAAACAAUAAAAAUGCUUUCAGUUUAUUAAAGAACUCAAGACCAGGUGCAGUGGCUCAUGCCUAUAAUCCCAGCACUUUGGGAAGCUGAGGCGGGAGGAUUGCUUGUGGCCAGGAGGUUGAGGCUGCAGUGAACUAUGAUCAUGCACUGCACUCUACACUGGGCGACAGAGCAAGACCCUGUCUCAAAAAAAAAGGAAUACAAAACAUUCCUGAAACUUGACAUGUAAGUUCGCAAUAAGACUUUUCCCUAGCUGGGCGCGGUGACUCAUGCCUGUAAUCUCAACAUUUUGGGAGACUGAGGCAAGAGGAUCACUUGAAGUCAGGAGCUAGACACCAGUCUGGGCAACAUAGCGAGACCUCAACUCUACCAAAAAAUUAAAAAGUGAGCCAGGCGGGGUGGUGCACGUCUGUGGUCCCAGCUACUUGGCAGGCUGAAGCAGGAGGAUCACUUGAGGCCUUGAGGAGCCAUGAUCGUGCCACUGCACUCCAGCUUGGGUGACAGAGCAAGACUGUCUCAAAAAAUAAAAAUAAAAAAACAAGACUUCCCCCACCAUCUUGGAAUUCUCUGGAGGAAAUGUAGGGCUGGUUGACAAGGACUUGUGCCUCGUCAGACCCUGUUUGAAACCCAGUCUGAAGUUUUGAAACACCCACAAGGGCCAUACCUGACUUUAUCUCACGCACAUAACAGGAGAGAAGAAGGAGGUCUUCCAGAAUCUGUCUUUGAGUUUACACCAGGUUCUUCCCAUCUGAUCUUUGGGAAUGCUGUGGUUCUGAAACAUAAAACGGGGACCCUACACUUCUUCCCAGGAAUAUCCUGCCUGGGAGCAUCCUGAUCCUGUCUUCAGACAAGGGGCAUCCGCAUCUUGUUUUCUAGGGCCUUUCCUGAGGCCACUUCCAGCUCCAAAGUUCUCAUCUCAAGCUCAGCUCUGUGUCUUCAUGCUGGGAAACGUCUUUAUGGAUCCCCAAACUCCUCUUGCUGUUGGGAACACGUGGCAGCCCUGCGUUGUGAGGUGAGAGAAGAGGCAGUGGCAGAACCCAUGCCAUGGAGACACGCCCAUCAGCCACAGCAGCUCCUGCUACUGCAUAAAUCCAUAGGCACAAUCACACGCCUCACGGUGUCAACAUCUCCCAUGACAUCACAAAGAUGCCCAGCUGGGACCCACCUACAGUGAUGGGGUGAUGGGGUUUCACCUAUAAGCGGGCAAACAGGCACUCCUCCUCACUGUCCAGUCACCUGACGUGCUUUUUCUGCGCACUCAGGUCGUGACACCCCAGGAGGUGCCUAUCGCGCCCCAAGCUCCUCACGUGCCUCCUCCCCACAGUCCAGGACGCGUCUUACUAACGCCUCACCAGAGCGCAUGCGCCCUCCUCAGGAGCAGCCUCAAAGCGCGCAGCCUCAGCCCAUUGGCCUGCGGGAAGUGGAGUUCCCGAACAGAAGCCCCUCAGUCUCCGGAAGCCCCGCCCGGCAGACUGUUCCCAGGAUGCAACACGGGCUCGCGUCUAAAAGAGCUGUGCUUUGUUGGGGCUAUCUGGGAGUUUCCGCCUUCCAUGAAGUGCGCAGGCGCACUUAGGCGAGGCGGGGCGACUCUAGGAAGUGGAGACAUCAAGAGUGGUACUGGAAGUGGCGGAAGCUCUCCUCUUGCCCUCUUCAGCUUCCGGUGUGGUGGGUCCCGGAUAUCGCGUGGCUGUGGCAGGUAGACAGCCCGUGCUCCAGAGGCCUUCAUCUUGUGAUGGCAGAUGUACUUGAGUAGACACGACAGACGGGGAAGGACCCUGAUGGUCCGAGGGACCUUCCACAGCAAGUAGAAGGCACUGCUGUGAAUAUGAUGGCGUCAGAGGUGACUGCAAAAAAGGACAGGGCAGCUGGGCGAGGAAGAGAUACCAGUGAUGUCCUAACUGAGCUCCCUGGGUCUGGUAGUGAGGAGCUCAGUCUUAGAAUAUGAGCCGUGUCAGGGGCUACAGCAUCAUCACUCUUGUCCUGUCGCAGACUCAGGCUCCCUGUUCUCAGGUUCUUAUGUAGACAGUGAGGGCUCAGGGAGGCUCCCACCACCACCACCACCAGCACCACCACUCCAUCAAAACGGCUGAAGGACCUUCCUUUAGGGUUCGGGGGAUCUCCUCCUUCCACAAGGGAUGGAUGUGAAGACAACUCAUUCUUUGAUGUUCAGAUGGUUGUGGCCCUCUGAUGAGAUGUGUGCACACCUUGCCAAAUGCAUAUGUCUGUUGAGCCUGGACAUUAAGUAUUUCUUGAUGUUCUUCUGUGUAACAGGUGAUGUCCUAGGUGCUGCAGUGAACAGAAGAGACAAAAUAUCCUUGUUCCCUUGAAGCUAAUGUCGUAGGGGCCCAAAACAAAGCAAACAAACAAAAAAAAGGAAUGCAAGUCAAGUACACUUUGUAUGGACAGUGGUAAUUCCUAAGAAGGAAAACAAAGAUGGACUUAAGGGGUGCAGAGGGCCUGGACUAUGUGUGUCUGUGGGAUAGUCUGUUACUACCUCUGGGACUCUCAUCUCUUGAGUGUGCUUGGGUGUGUCCAACCGUUUUUCCUAGUGACAAAGUCUGGGUAAUUCUGUGGGGACAUAUAUUGGUGUAUCUGGGAGGUCCCAUGUGUCUCAGUGGUGGUCCCUGUUUUCAGGAAAGAGUGUCUGUGAAUGUCCAUGUGUCUCACUGCACAGCUGUGAUUUUUCUGUGUCUCUGUGUUUUCCAGUCUUUGUGUGAUGAAAUAUAAAGGCCUAGCAGGCUCAGAGUUAUUAAUGAAUUGUACUUAAGCGUUGAGAGGCAUAUAUUUAUUGCACUAUUAAAUUCUUCCAAAAUAUA
Molecule: messenger RNA, 8530 nt
Organism: Homo sapiens (human)
Lineage: Eukaryota; Metazoa; Chordata; Mammalia; Primates; Hominidae
Gene: ZNF555
Product: zinc finger protein 555
Exons: 4
Coding region: 119-2011 (630 amino acids)
Biological process (GO): regulation of DNA-templated transcription; positive regulation of transcription by RNA polymerase II
Cellular component (GO): nucleus
Source: RefSeq, a predicted model, not a curated record